ACCACAACACCUGUGCUUCAACUUCAAUCCACGCAGCUGUUCUUUGGGCCAAAGCUGUAAAACAGAUAAUAUUCGUGUUGUGUGUCUGUUGAUGUAGAGCAGUUUCUAUUAGAGCUAUAUAAACUAUCUGCAAAGAAAUGGCCGAGUCUGCAGCGAGUCAGUAUGAGGAUCAGUUCAUCUGUUCAGUCUGUUUGGAUCGGCUGAAGGAGCCGGUGACGAUUCCCUGUGGACACAGUUACUGUAUGAGCUGCAUUACUGACUGCUGGGGCCAGAAGGAGCAGGAGCCGCCGUACCGCUGUCCCCAAUGCAGAGAGAGCUUCAGUCAGAGACCUCUACUGAAGAAGAACACUCUGAUAGCUGAGAUGAUGGAGACGCUGCAGAAGACGUCUCUACAAACGGCUGCUGUGGAGUGUGAUGUUUGCACUACAGAGAAGAGCAGAGCUGUAAAGUCCUGUCUGCAGUGCUUGGCCUCCUUCUGUCAAACUCACCUGCAGCUUCACUAUCAAUCUCCUGCGUUUAUGAAGCACAAACUAGUCGAAGCCUCCAGAUUCAUUCAGGAGAACGUCUGCCUCAGUCAUGGGAAACCUCUGGAGAUUUACUGUCAGGAUGACCGUCAAUGCAUUUGUUGUUUGUGUAUGACUGACAAUCAUAAAAACCACAAUGUUGUAUCUAUAGAUUCAGAAUGGACUAGUAAAAAGAAAGAGUUAAAGGAGAUAAAGGUGGUGUGUCAAAAGCUGACUGAGGAACGAGAAAGAGGUCAGCAGGAAAUCAGUGAAGCUGUGAAGUCUUUUAAAAGUUCAGCACAAGAGGCCGUGGAGAACAUUGAGAAGGUCUUCACUGAGCUCAUCUGCUCUCUGGAGAAGAAACGCUCUGAGAUUAAAGAGCAGAUCAGAGAUCAGGAGAAGACUGAGAUAGAUCGAGCAGAGAAACUUCACAAACAUCUGGAUCAAGAGCUGACAGAACUCAGAAAAAGACAAGCAGAGAUUGAGAAACUUCUGAUUACUGAUGAUCAGAUCCACUGUCUGAAGAGCUGUCAGUCUGUGUGUGUUUUACCCUCAUAUGAAGACGUUCCCAGCUUCACUCAACACACUCAUCUGUCUUUUAAAGACAUUUCAAUCUCAGCAUUCAGAGAGGUUUUGGAGGACGUCUGUCAACAGCAAACAGCCAGAAUGUCUCGAGAAGUGUCAAAUGUUCAUGUUGCAGCGUCUCCAGAACCUGAAACUCCAAAUGAAUUUUGGCAGUAUUUCUGUCAACUGCAACUGGAUCCAAACACUGCACAAAAAAAACUCAUCCUGUCAGAAGGGAACAGAAAAGCAUCAUAUUCAGAUAAAGUCCAGCAAUAUCCUGAUCACCCAGAACGAUUUGAUAAAUAUAUGAAUGUCCUGUGUAGAGAGGGAUUGUACAGUCGCUGUUACUGGGAGGUUGAGUGCAGUGGGGACGACUGGUCUGUAGCAGUUUCCUACAGAGGAAUUAGUCGUAAAGGAAAAACUGAUGAUUGCAGACUGGGGUUUAAUAAUAAGUCAUGGAGAGUGACCCACUGUCAACAGAAUUUCUAUUUCAGACAUGAUAAAGAGCACGUCCUUAUUCGUGAUGUCCCCUCCUCUAGAAUAGGAGUGUAUCUGGAUCACAGAGCAGGAACUCUGUGCUUCUACAGCGUCUCUGACACAAUGACUCUACUACACAGAGUCCAGACCACAUUCACUGAACCCCUCUACCCUGCAUUUGGGGUUGCAUCAGGUUCUGUCAGGAUCAUAGAGCAGAGGGGAAUUCUCAAAGACCAGAAAUAAAAGACAAACAAAAUUUCUUAAACUUGCUCUAAUUUUUUGUAUACUCUUCUCUAUCCUGUACGAUAAAACCAAGACUAUUAAAGGUUCAUCAUUAAGACAAAAGGUGUCAACUUUAGCUCGUCAUGUCCUCUUGAGUUUCACAGAAAGGUCUUCAUUAUUGUGUGAACUAAUUCUGAAAUUAAAGCCUACUGGCAAUAAUACUAAUAAUAAUUCAAAUUCAGAAAAUCAUGAUCAGAUUUGAGAAGUGUUCUACAAUAACAAUGUCACUAAAUUUACUAACUUCUGUGAAGAAAAAAAUGCUUUUGGGAUUGCAUUAUUGCAUUAACAUGUUUAAUAAAUUUACUUAAUUUGACAUAUCUGAGUAAUUAUCUCUCUCUGUGUGUGUGUGACUGUUGCAUUUUCCAUGAAUUUUGAUUUAUUUUGGGGAGUAUUGUGGUGUUGUGUGAAGAAGUGAGCCGAAUAUUGAGCAUAGCUGCAUUAAUUACCACUAACCACAAUAUCCUACCACUGUCUCACGUAUUUACA
Molecule: messenger RNA, 2312 nt
Organism: Sinocyclocheilus rhinocerous
Lineage: Eukaryota; Metazoa; Chordata; Actinopteri; Cypriniformes; Cyprinidae
Product: tripartite motif-containing protein 16-like
Exons: 7
Coding region: 138-1787 (549 amino acids)
Molecular function (GO): protein binding; zinc ion binding
Source: RefSeq, a predicted model, not a curated record